Paramecium sonneborni is the source of this 2253-nucleotide messenger RNA. The record is from the annotation of a GenBank genome assembly. Lineage: Eukaryota; Ciliophora; Oligohymenophorea; Peniculida; Parameciidae.
AUGGAUUUCCAAAGAAAUUAUACAAUAUAUGAUGAGUACAAGGCUGAAGAACUUGGAUAUAAAAAUAAAAUCUAUAGAAUUGCUCCAAAUGUUUCUUAAGAGAGUCAAAAUAUAUAAUAAAUUGCUCUAUAUAUUCAAAGAAAUUAAGUUAAUGAGAUGACUUUUAACAAAUACAAAAAUCUGAAAUUUUUAAACAUAUUACAACCAAAUAAGUAUUUUUGUUCUGAUUAUGAACAUUAUCUUUUAUAUUUUGAUUUUUUUAAUCAUCGCUUGAAUUAAGAGAAAUUAAAAAAUAUUAAUAAUUCAGAAGGAUACAAAAUUCUGCUUUAACUUGCUCUUAGUAUAUUAUUUUAUAUUUAUAUUUAGCAUUUGCUGAAUUUUAACGAAGAAAUUUUAAUUGGCCAUUAAACAUUAUUGAACAUGUUUAUUAUAUUGAAGGAAUUGUUCAUUUAUCAUUAUUAGAAUACGAUUUCAAUUAUUUUGAUUAACCUUAAGAUUCUCUCAUUAAUUUCAAGAAUUUUAUUUGGAGAUAUUUUAUUCCAUAAUUCCAGGAUUUAAGAUAAUAUUUGAAUGUGUAGAAUUUUAAAGAGAUAAUUGAUUAUUUAUUUGAAAAAAAUGGAAAAAUCCAUUAAUAAUCUUUUUUGGAUCCGGAAUAUGAAAGAUUGCUUAAGUAUUUAUUAUAAGUUAAUCAAAUGAAUUUAAUAUAUAGUGGAAACUGUAUUGUAAAGACCUUUACUAAACCAAAUGUCUUUUCUUAUAAUUUUCCUAAUUUAACAAAUGAAAUAGUUUACAAAUAAACAAAAAUAUUUGGAAACGAUAUAGAUCGAUAAUAAAUUUUAAAAUAAAUAGACAGAGAUAUUGAAUUGAUGGAGUUAUUUAAUAAUGAUGAUAAUGUAGCGGUGUGCUUUACAUAUUUUCGAGUUUAAAAUUUCGUGUUUUUACUUUCCAGAAAAUUUGCUGGAACAUUGGCUCAAGGAUUCAAGAUUUGGCCAAAAAAACAAUAAACAGUUGAAUCAAUACGAAAAGAUGUAUAUACAAUUGCAGCAAGAGCUGCUAAAUGUAAAUUUAUUUUUUAUCAUCAUAGCAUUAAUAUGCUUACAUCAGAAAAAUAUAAUUCAUCGAGAUCUAAAGCCUGAAAAUAUUUUUAUAGAUAAUCAUGAAAUUAGUUUAUGUUAAGCCUAUGUUGCUGAUUUUGAUUGUUCUAAAUAAAUUUAAGAUGGAUAUAAUGUGGAAUAGACAAAACAAGAUAGUUGCUAUACUUAAAAAUAUGAUCCUCCUGAAACUAAUUAAACUUUAAAAUAUGAUAUAUUCUAGUUUGGUUUAAUUAUUUUGACAGUAGCAAAUUUAGGAAAAUAUAUCGGAGAUGAUAGAGGACCAAGAAAUUUAAGAGAAGAAGAGUUUAAUAAUUUUUAUAGUAGAUAGGCUAUUGAAAAUAGUUUAUCUUCAAUAAAUUAUGCGAAAGACUUUCUAGAUAUUUUAGCUAAAUCCUUACUUAGAGAUCCAAAUUAAAGACCUGAUAUUUAAGUUCUUUAUGAUUGUCUAAACGGCCUUAAUAUAACAAAUAAAAUUAAAAUAGUUAAAUCCAAUACUCAACUAUUUGAAGAACCAUCAAAUGUUCCAAUUUUAAAUUAGGAAUCUGAUACUGAUUAAUAGUAAAACAGAUAAAGAAUGCCUACUUAUUAAUAGCCAGGCUAAGCUAAUACCAAUAAUUAUAGUAAAAUUAAAAUUUUGAAUGGUAAUUAAAAAUUCCCUUCAAAUUAACCUCAGCAAUAAGUUUACACAGAUGUAAAUACGCAAUUGAUAAAAUCACAAAGUUAAAAAUGUAUUUAGAAUAAUUAAAAUUAAAAAAUCGAUGAUUCAAAUCAAUAAUCUUAAUAAUUCCCAAAUUAGAAUCAAUAAUUUUAAUAAUUCCCAAAUUAGAAUCCAUAAUUUUAAUAAUUCCCAAAUUAGAAUCAAUAAUUUUAAUAAUUCCCAAAUUAAAAUCAAUAAUUUUAAUAAUUCCCAAAUUAAAAUCAAUAAUUUUAAUAAUUCCCAAAUUAAAAUCAAUAAUUUUAAUAAUAUCAAAAUUAAAAUCAAUAAUUUUAAUAAUACCAAAAUUAAAAUCAAUAAUUUUAAUAUAACAGUAAUUAAAUUCUAUAAUACCAAAAUUAAAAUCUAUAAUUUAAUCAAUAAUACCAAAAUUAAUAUCAAUAAUGUUAAUAUAGCCGUAAUUAAAAUCAAUAACUCUAAUAAAACUAAUUCUAAUAGAAAUGA